CUGCCCCCACUCUCCGCCCCGACCGCCAUUGCCUCGUGCCCGCGCCGGUCGGUUGGUGGCGCCUUUGUCCUACAGCGGGCAGGUGGGCUGAGGCGGAGGCGGCGGCGGCGGCGGGCCUGAGGCGAAGGAGCGGCCGGGAGCCCGCCGCGCUGGUAGCGAUAUUAAUAAGGCAGCGGAAAGAAGAAAUAUGAAUACGGCUCCAUCAAGACCCAGCCCCACACGAAGAGAUCCAUAUGGCUUUGGAGACAGUCGAGAUACAAGACGUGAUCGAUCCCCAAUUCGAGGAAGUCCGAGGAGAGAGCCCAGGGAUGGCAGAAAUGGGCGCGAUGCCCGGGAUAGCAGAGACCUGCGGGACCACAGAGAUAGAGACAUUCGUGACCACAGAGACAGCAGAAGUAUGCGUGAUGCUCGGGACAUGAGGGAUCUUAGAGACUUGCGUGAUCUAAGAGACUCUAGGGAUUUUCGAGAUCACCGGGACCCCAUGUACGACAGAUACAGAGAUAUGAGAGACUCCCGGGAUCCCAUGUACAGGAGAGAAAGCUCUUAUGACCGAUACCUGCGAAUGGAUGACUAUUGCAGGAGAAAGGAUGACCCUUACUUUGACCGUUACAGAGAUAACUUUGACGGACGAGGCCCUCCAGGCCCAGAAAGUCAGUCUCGAGCAAAAGAGCGUUUGAAACGUGAAGAACGACGUAGAGAAGAGCUUUAUCGUCAAUAUUUUGAAGAAAUCCAGAGACGCUUUGAUGCUGAGAGGCCCGUUGAUUGUUCUGUGAUUGUGGUCAACAAGCAGACUAAAGAUUAUGCUGAAUCUGUGGGGCGGAAGGUGCGAGACCUAGGCAUGGUAGUGGACUUGAUCUUCCUCAACACAGAGGUUUCACUCUCACAAGCCUUGGAGGAUGUUAGCAGAGGAGGGUCUCCUUUUGCUAUUGUCAUCACCCAGCAACACCAGAUUCACCGCUCCUGUACAGUCAACAUCAUGUUUGGGACCCCACAAGAACACCGCAACAUGCCCCAGGCAGACGCCAUGGUGCUGGUGGCCAGAAAUUAUGAGCGCUACAAGAAUGAGUGCCGGGAGAAAGAACGUGAGGAGAUUGCCAGACAGGCAGCCAAGAUGGCCAAUGAAGCCAUUCUACAGGAAAGAGAGCGAGGAGGCCCUGAAGAAGGAGUGCGUGGGGGCCACCCUCCAGCCAUCCAAAGCCUCAUUAACCUGCUGGCAGACAACAGGUACCUCACUGCCGAAGAGACUGACAAGAUCAUCAACUACCUGCGAGAGAGGAAGGAGCGGCUUAUGAGGAGCAGCACCGACUCUCUGCCUGGUGAGCUACGUGGCAGGGCCGAGGCCCGAUUUCCCGCCAACCACUCGGGGCGACCUCGGGUGCCUCGCUGAAGACACAGCCAAGCUCCCAACCGCUCCAGAGCGGCCAAGUGCUCCCCUCUGCUACACCCACUCCAGCUGCACCCCCCACCUCCCAGCAAGAGCUUCAGGCCAAAAUCCUCAGCCUCUUCAAUAGCGGCACGGUCGCGGCCAAUAGCAGCUCUGCAUCCCCUUCAGUCGCUGCCGGAAACACCCAGAACCAGAAUUUUUCCACAGCAGCAAACAGCCAGCCUCAGCAAAGAUCACAGGCCUCUGGCAAUCAGCCUCCAAACAUUUUGGGACAGGCAGGAUCUGCUCGGAACAUGGGCCCCAGGCCUGGGGCUCCUUCCCAAGGGCUCUUUGGCCAGCCUUCCAGUCGCCUGGCACCUGCCAGCAACAUAGCCAGCCAGAGGCCCAUGUCUUCCACGGGUAUCAACUUUGACAAUCCAAGUGUACAGAAGGCUCUGGAUACCCUGAUCCAGAGUGGCCCUGCUCUCUCCCACCUGGUUAGCCAAACCACAGCACAGGUGGGGCGGCCCCAGGCACCCAUGGGAUCUUACCAGAGGCAUUACUGAGGCUCAGUCUCUCAACUACCCCCAACCCCCUCAUCCCUGGCCGCCUCCUACUAUUGCGUUUAAAUAGAGUUAUUGGAGGAUGUUCUCUGCGCCUAUCCAGGUCCACAUCGAAUGUCAUAAGUUUCUACCACCUGCUCUCUUCUGCCCAAGGCUGUGUUACUUAUUCCUUCCAGAGUCGAGAGUUUAUACUGCAUUUGGGGCUGUAUUUUUGUUGUUCUUGUUGUUGUUGUUUUUGUUUUUUUUGUUUUUUUUGUAGAAAAUAAAUAUCUCUGGGGUCACUUGGGUGGCAGUAUAGGUGUCUGGGCUCAGUUUAUAUUAAAUGGGUUUCUCUGGUCUCUGUCAGCUGGAUGGAGGGGAGUGCCCCAAUUGGCUGAGUUUGGAAUGGCAUUUUCAUGUCAGUAGCCACUGCCUUUGUUCAUUUUGAACCUACCAAGGUUUUCCAGCCUCGCACAGGCCAACCAGAGCUCGAGCUCCUGCCUACAGCUCCUGCCUAGGGUUGCAUAGUAGAUUGGGCUUGGCAGGCAGGGCGGCGUCAUGCCCCACCCCCCAUGUUGGGGGAUCUGCUUGAGGAUUCAUAAAUCGGCUUCCCUGGAGUUGUUGAGGAGUGUCCGCAGCCACGGAAACAGGUACUUUUCUGCAUGACCCAGGGUGGUUCAUUUUGGAUUUUCUCUUUUUUUUUUUGCUUUCAUGUCAUUGGAGGAUCUCCAAUGGACUGAACAGCUCUAGUCACCAGCAGUUUAACACAAACUGUGACUCUGGGCCCCAGCCACUCUACCCCCUUAACAUUUGUCAGCCUCUCCUUCUCCAGCAGUAGUUUCGUGGAGUCAGGAUUGAGACGGCAACUCUGGACUCUGGCAGUGAACACCCAUUUUUUUAGCGAUUAUUUUGAGCUCUUGGCUCAAAAAUCAGGCUCUUGUUUUCAUCUGGACUCUUGUUCUAUUUUCUGAGUAGCAGGAGGUAGGGACCAUUUUGGUGUCAGACUUUUGGUAGCUGGACAUGUUCUUGAUAUAGGCGACUGUUCAUAACUUUUGAGCCAGAGAGAGAUUAUUAGAGGGAGGACUAAUGGCUGCUGCUCGAAGAGCCCAAGGAAACUGCCCUCUCCCUAGGGAUGGUGCUCAUUAGAGCCCUGUGGAUCGCAGUCUCAAGGGACCCCUGGCAGGGACAAGGGAGAGCAGUAACUUCAGCUGGGUCCCUGCCAAUGGCAGAGCAAACAAUGGUUUCAAAACCUCAAGGUCCCCAGAUGGCAGCGUUUUAUGUUCUGACCUGUUUGUGUUAAUAGUGUUUUUUUUUUCUCUUUGGAACUCUUGUGUUAUUAAUGAGAUGAGAUGAUUACUUUUUAAUUAAAAUGAAAAAGUAAAA
This is a messenger RNA of Pteropus alecto (black flying fox), 3288 nucleotides long. It is a transcript of the gene NCOA5, whose product is annotated as nuclear receptor coactivator 5. Gene Ontology annotation, cellular component: nucleoplasm. Gene Ontology annotation, biological process: regulation of signal transduction. The transcript is spliced from 8 exons. Bases 188 to 1387 code for a protein of 399 amino acids. The record is from RefSeq and is a predicted model, not a curated record. Lineage: Eukaryota; Metazoa; Chordata; Mammalia; Chiroptera; Pteropodidae.